AUGGAUCGCAGUUUCAAACUCGCAAGCAACGCGUCAAUCCAUGGCGGAAUUAUUCCCCUGGAGCCAGUGAACGAAACUAAGCUCAGAACAGCUAAUCUCAAUCAAGCAUCCCCUAAGAUUGACACUGAACCCGAUAUCCCUGCUGCAGAAAACAGCAACGACAAUGUCUCAAGUCAAAGCCAAACGAGCGACCUGGGGAUAUCCAAGACCAGAGGAGUCAUUGUUAUUAUAACUCUUGCUGGUAUCAGCUUUCUCAACACAAUGGGCUCAGGCAUCCUCAUCGCUGCCCUCCCCAAAAUUGCCCAAGAUGUCGGUCUUUCAGAGAAUCUCAUCCUUUGGCCUGCAGCAGUGUACGCGCUCGCAGCUGGAUGUCUUCUUCUCAUCUUUGGUGCGAUUGCAGAUGUUGUCGGUGCCAAAUUGAUGUGGGUGACUGGAAGCUUCCUCUUUGUCGUCUUUACCUUGGCUGUUGGGCUGGCUCGGACUGGAAUCCAGAUUAUUCUCUUUAGGACAUUGCUCGGGGCUUCUAUCUCAAUGUGUCUCCCCACGGCGGUUAGCUUAAUCGCCAACACCUUUCCCAAAGGACCCUGGAGGAAUGUCGCCUUUGCUAUCAAUGGCAUGGGCAGUCCCCUAGGAUAUGCACUGGGUCUCGUUCUGGGAGGCAUCUUCACCGAUACUAUUGGUUGGAGGUGGGCCUACUACAUGAUGGCCAUCAUCAACUUUUGUCUGUCAACGGGUGCGAUAUGGUCUCUGCCUUCUGUCUACACCCACUCGGAGAGGAAAUGGACGACUAGACUGAAAUAUGAGAUUGACUGGGUUGGAGCAGCGACCAUGAGUGUGGCACUUGGCAUGCUUCUCUAUGUUCUAGCUAUGAUAUCUUCGUCAUACAAGAGACUCGAUGACCCUGCCAAUAUCGCCCUUUUGACAAUAGCCAUUGUCUUAUUAGUGGCAUUCCCAUUCUGGAUGGACUAUCAAGUCAAGCAUGGAAGACCAGCUCUCAUACCCAACAGUUUAUGGAGGAACCGAUCCUUUACUUCUGUCUGUAUCGCUGUAUUCCUCUGCUGGGCUUCACUCAACGGCAUCGAGUACUUUACUACCCUUUACUUUCAAAAAGUAGAAGGCCUCUCAGCCCUGCAAAGCUCGCUCCGAUUCCUCCCACACGUGAUAAUGGGCGUGGCAGUGAAUAUUAUAACUGGUAUUCUCAUCGCCAAAGUCAAAGUGAGAACACUGGCUGUUAUAUCAGCCCUCGUAACAAUGGUGGCAGCACCACUCAUGGCGACUGUUGACGUAGGUGAGAAUUACUGGCUUGCGCCUUUUUGGGCCAUGUUCCUUUCACCCGUCAACCCAGAUGUUCUUUUCACCGUAUCGAAUCUUGUCAUUUCCGACGCCUAUCCCCCUGAGAUGCAGUCCCUUGCUGGCGGUGUUUUCAACGAGGUAGCGCAGUUUGGGAAUUCCGUCGGGCUGGCGAUCACUGCUGCUAUCGCUGCGUCUGUUACAGAGCACUCCGGAAUUACGGGGCGUGAAGAGGCUUUGAUGAAGGGCUACAGGGCUGCUUUCUGGACCAUAUUUGCUAGUUGCACUACUGUAACUAUCGUAGUUUGGCUUGGGUUAAAGAAAGGGGGUAUCGUUGGCAAGAAGCAAGACUAG
Messenger RNA from Fusarium poae, 1644 nucleotides. RefSeq lists its product as uncharacterized. Gene Ontology annotation, biological process: transmembrane transport. Gene Ontology annotation, cellular component: membrane. Gene Ontology annotation, molecular function: transmembrane transporter activity. The transcript is spliced from 3 exons. Bases 1 to 1644 code for a protein of 547 amino acids. The record is from RefSeq and is a predicted model, not a curated record. Lineage: Eukaryota; Fungi; Ascomycota; Sordariomycetes; Hypocreales; Nectriaceae.